Molecule: messenger RNA, 3766 nt
Organism: Musa acuminata AAA Group (dessert banana)
Lineage: Eukaryota; Viridiplantae; Streptophyta; Magnoliopsida; Zingiberales; Musaceae
Exons: 5
Coding region: 3167-3502 (111 amino acids)
Source: RefSeq, a predicted model, not a curated record
AUUGACGAGCCUAUUUACACGGGAAAGGGGGCGGUGGCAUCCGACGGAGAAGAGGGGAAGAGGCAUCCGACGAUGAGCGGCUCGCGCGAAGAAACUCCGCUCCGCCUGGUUGGAAGACGAACGGAUCCGGUGAAGAGGACAUCGGUUACCUCACUGCCACAGCCUCUUGCUCCUCCUGCAUUCACUCCACCGACUCAAUCUCCAGGUUGAUUUUUUUUCGUUUUUCUUCGAGCUAAUCAAAUCCAAUUGUUAGAUUCUUUUGGAAUUGGAGGCAGCAUCAUCUCUUCGGUUUGAGGAGACGAGGGUGGCAACGAUUCGCAGGCACUGGCUUUGGGAACUCUUAUCUUUUGUAGUCGCAUCAUGCGGGUUACUCCGCCGUUACCCAGACUUUUUCUCAGAUAGUGGUCUGACUUGGGUGUUGGAGGUUAGGAAUUGCAGUGUGCGACCAUGAUGGCAACGCUUGAGCUUGGACUUAAAAUCUGGAUGUUCUGCCCUCUAAUUCCGUGUGAGAAAUGAAUUUCUUGAACUUCACAGUUGGUGGAAGAUACUAUAUGUGCUUUGUGAUGAUGUCACAGAAGAUAUGAAGAUCUAAUUGUUCAGAUACUUGUGCUUGCAACUGGUGAAGCAGUUCACCAUUUUGAUUGGGAGCAUUUGCAGGAUGAAACAUCUCUACCAACUUAACAUAGAAAUAGAGGGGGCCUCAAUAGCUGGGUAGGAAGAGAGCAUGAUGUCAGUUGCUAGGGACAGUGGAAGAGAGAAAGCAAGAAAAGCGUGAGGAGAGAAUUAGAGCUGAAACAUUUGAAGGAGAUGAAGUGGCCGAAAGGGGAAGAGAAAAGGAGGGAUCUUUAAUGUUUUCAGUGUUAAUGCCCCCUUUCGAGAGGAUGGUGCAUUCCUCUGAUGGUGGUUCCACUACCAAGUCUAGGUGGCACCAGCACCCAUAUGCCGUGUAGCUCCCUGUCUCUCCCGUUGCACUGCACUGAGAGAUGGAGUUAGUGUUAGAUAGAGGUGAAAAGAGAAAUGGGGACUGAAAUGGAGGGUGAGAAACCUAAAAGAUCUAAGAAAGAUGAAUGUGGAUGUGGACUAGGAUUUCAUACCCGAGUAUCUGUAAAUUUCAUAUUUUUGUUGUCUUGUUGAUGGAACUGAUAGAUCGAGGAUCUUUUUCCGUCUUGGUCAUCUUUUUUCUUUUUGGAAGAAAUGCAAUGCUUGUAUAUUUGUAGCACGCAGAAAAGAUCAUUUAGUGUGGUCAUAAGGAUGUGUACAUAGUAUGCUUGCUUCCUUCGUAUGUUCUUGACAAUUGUAACUUCAUGCAGAAUCUGAAGGGAUUAUUUCCAUGAACAAAGUUAGUAUUCUACAUGAGUUACUUGCCUAGCAUCACAGCAUUGUCGCAGCCCAUGACAUAAUUGCUUUCUUAUGGAAGCAAAAUCUUUGUUUUGGGCCUAUGCUGACUUUAGUAUCAUGCUGGGUUGGAUCGAAUCCUAACCUGCAUGACCUGACCCGAUCACUGGACUAGUCCGGUUUGCCGAUUUUCAAAAUUGGGUCUUGGUUAGGGUGACCUGAAGGCCUAAAUUCAUCCAAAUUCCAGUCUGAGCCUAGUCUAACUCAGUCCCACAAAUUUAGUAAUUUGAUAUAUACCAUACAUAACAUAAAAAAAUCUAUGUAGUCUUGGUCAUUUAUACUCCCAGAAGACUGCACUGGCAGUACGGACUCUCAUACUAAGAAUGAGCAUGGACGUCAGACUGGUCACUAAUUGAGCAUUGUACAAUGCAUUCAGAUUUUGCACAAGCAAAAUUUUCAAACGACAUGGAGCAAGAUUUUAGGGGGGGAGCAUUGAUGCUAUGGUGAGGUUGUAUCUUUGUGACUUGGGUGACUUAAGGUAUGAGUCAUAGUAUCGUCCUCUCAAUUUGCAGAGUUUCGGUUAAAUACAUUGACCCUACCCAUCUCUGCGUUGCUAGGAACCCCAUGGGGUGGACUAUUCCUUUUUCAGUUGAAUGAGAUUCUAUCAUAGUAGCUGUUUGUGAAGUAAUUUUAUCCCCAGAGGUGAAGAUAUGAUAGCCUGCAUUUGAGUGUCUGGUUGCUAUCGUCUGCUCAGUAAUUACUAUGACAAACUUGCAUCAUACAAGUAGGACAUAAUCAACAAUGAAGCAAGAGCUGUGAGGGGAGAUGAGGAGCCUACUGCUCUUCAUGCCAUAGAGCUCAUACCUGUGUUAAUGAGUUUGGCCUCUUAAAUGAAUAUUUCUGAUAUUUCUUGCUAUACUCUGUUGGGCAAGCAGUACCAGCUUUAGUUCCAAUGUUAUUGGAGGUACUUCUCAUGCAAGAUGAGGAGAUUGGUGAACUUGGUAAGCUUUCUAAAUCAGAAAAUAUGCAUUAGAUACAAUUGAUUGAUGCUCAGGUUUAUGCAUGCAAAAGAUGCAGGUCACCAUCUUAUGAGAUCUUCAUUCACAAGCUGUGCUAUGAUACACUCAUGCAAACACAGAUCAAGGUACAAAAUACUUAUUUCUUGAAUAUUAGGCAUGGUGUUCACACAACACUAUCUUCAUUUUUUCUGCAAUUCAUAAAUAUAGUUGGAAAGUGAUAUUAGGAUAAAAUGCAGGCAAGCUCGGCCAGACGAAUGUAUGAAAUGUUUGUUGUCAGCUUUUACUGUGCAUAAUGUCUUUUACAUUUUGAUGAGUGAUAACAGUGGGAUGAUUUACAUGCUACCUGUUCUUUCAAAUUUGCUCUGACGCAUGAAGGAAAAUUGCAUUCACAUUCUGAAAGACCUCACUGAGUCACUGACUUUAAACACCAUAAAAAGAUUUAUGUGGUUUUUUAUCAUCAUAAACUAGUGACUUAACUCUGUGAAUAUGAUCUGCCAACACUAAUAAAUUCUGCAUCCAUAGCUCAAAGGCUCUAUGAUGCUGUGCAAAAUUAGGUAAAAGAAGUCAAAGUGGCACAACAACAUUCAUUAUCGUACUAUUCAUUUCUUGAUAUGGUGGAGAUUAAUGGUAUGAAAUAUGAACCAUGCAUGACAGAGCAAUAAACACAAAGGAUAUGGACAAUAAGCAGGUCAACUUCAUGAAUGCAGUAUCCUUGAUAUGAUGGCGACCACCCAUGUCAUGGACCUGAUUGUCUGAAGAUUACAUUGGUGACAGGUCACACAAGAGACAUCGUCGUCUUUCUUUACCACCACAUGCAAUAUCUUUCUGGUGGAGAACAGAGCAAUCAUGGGUGGUGGACCAUGCCAAAAGCUGCAAAGGCAUGCAUCUCCAUCUGCUGCUGCCCAAGCAUAAAAGAAGCCUUGGUCCCGACCCUCUUGAAACCUUCCAGAGUGCCUACUGAGAACAGCAACAAUAACCUCAACCAUGCCAGCCUCGUUGGGAGUUCAGAAGAUGGAACUUAUCCUGCCUUGCAGGUGACCAAGGUGCAUACGAGAAAGGCGUUGAUAGAGUUCACCCUGGAUUAUGACUACGGAGGACCCAACUCUAGGCAUGAUCCCAGGAAAGGAAAGCCGGGCAGGGGUCUGUAGCUUGGAUUCUCCUCCAUGAGAGAGAUUACUGCAUAAGAAGAGCCAACCAGCUAUACUCUCUUCCUACGGUACUUAAAAAUCUUUAUAUCUAUUGCAGCUAUACACCGAGCAACAGAGGUUAGGAUCCAGAUAUGGUUUUUGUUUUGAUAGUGUGGCAAAGAAGGGAUGUAAUAAAAUAAUUAGUUUGCCAUUGAGUUGCUGUAGUGCUAUGAAAUAACAUUACAGUUUGAGCAUAUAAUGAAUGGAAGGGAGAAGGUUUGUUGU